This is a messenger RNA of Linum tenue, 1887 nucleotides long. The record is from the annotation of a GenBank genome assembly. NCBI's taxonomy places the organism in Eukaryota, Viridiplantae, Streptophyta, Magnoliopsida, Malpighiales, Linaceae.
GCGUGGAGUGGUGGGGGAGGUUGGGAACUGUUGGCAAUUGCGAACUUUUUUUUUCCUUCUUCUUUUUUUUUUUUUUUGCUUUUGCUUUGCCCGAAUCGCCUGUGAGCGGGACCUGCGUCUCUUAUCGUGAACUAGCGGAUAGAAGGAAGGGAACGAUACCAUCAUCACCACCAUCAUCAUAUCAUAUGCCCUUUCCUGAUAAAAUCCAUAUGUAUCAUCACCAUCAUCAGCCAUGCCGCCUCCGCCCUACCUCUUCUUCUUCUUCCGCUUGAUCGCUCCCGACGCCGGCACUCCGACGCGGAUCCCCAACCGGCCGACUCGCUUCUUUUAGCUUUUGUCUGGAAAAGGCGUUUUCCCUCCUCCCUUCCACCCCCGCCCCAGCGGCUUGACUCGGGUUUGAGAUAAGUAAAAGAUGGACCCGAUGGAUAUUGUUGGUAAAUCGAAGGAAGACGCUUCGCUUCCUAAAGGUAAAUUUUCGGGUUUGCAAUGGAUCGUCCAAUUAUCUGCUACGAUCUAUUUCCUUUUUUUAAUCAAUUGUGUGCUACUUCAGCUGUUAUAGGAAUUUUCUUGUAGUGUGUUGUUUUGAUUUGAGAUGCUCGUUGGUGGACAUAUCUGAAGGAUAAUACAAUUAGUGGGAUCCUUGUGUUAUUGGUUCCUUGGUUUGGGACUGGGAAGGGAAUAGAUGAAAAGAUCCGAGGAUUAACUUCCUUGGGUAGCGCAUCAAUAUUGUUGAACUUUUCUGGUGCAGGGCAAUAGAGUGAGAGGCAAUUUGACUGUAGGGUUUGCUUCCUGAGGUCAGCUGUUUAUGAAACUCUUAACCCUUUCAUUUGUUCUUGGUAUCUGGCCCACUCAGUCAUGGAGUAAUGUUACAUUGUCACUAUAGGUUAAGUAUGGUCUUUAAUCUCUGAGAGUUUGGAAUGGAUACCUUAAACACCUUGACCUUCAUGCCUUCGGUACUCUUUUAUCAGGAUUGAUGGUGCCUUGUAUGAUAUAAUUCAGCUAGCUGUUAAUCCCUUGAUAGGGUUUCUUUGUCUAUGAUUUGGCAAUUUCUACCUGAACAACUAUGACCAAAAUUAUUAAAGAGAUGUUACCACCAGACGUGCGUGUUGCACGGGAUGCCCAAGAUCUUCUGAUUGAAUGUUGUGUAGAGUUCAUUAAUCUCAUAUCCUCAGAGUCUAAUGAAGUAUGUAGCAGAGAAGAUAAACGAACCAUUGCACCUGAACAUGUUCUCAAGGCUCUAGAGGUUCUUGGUUUUGGAGAAUACAUCGAGGAGGUUUAUGCUGCUUAUGAGCAACACAAGCUUGAAACGAUGCAGGACACUCUAAAAGGCGGUGGUAAGUGGAACGGAACAGAGAUGUCGGAGGAAGAAGCAGCAGCAGAGCAACAGAGAAUGUUUGCAGAGGCAAGAGCAAGAAUGAACGGAGGUGGGGUCGCUGCCCCGAAGCAACAAACUGAGAACGAUAGAAGUUUAGAGAGCUAAUUUGUAGUAGUUGUAGUAGUAGUGGUAUUUCAGCCAUUUUCAUUUGUUAUCUUUUCUUUUACUUGAAAAGAUUUCGUCUGGGAAAACAACAUAGGCAGGCAGGCAACAUCUCACACAGAAAUCUUCUACCUUGCAGUCCUUGUACUAGUGGUUUCUUUUUUUUCAUUUUCUCCUGAUUAUUAAUAUAGUAGAUUUGUACAAAGAAUGCAGGUGGCAAGUGCAGUUUACUACCACUGUGGAUAUGCGGUUAGAUUUGUGUACUUUAGCCACCUAUGGAUCUUCAUCCUGAUGUAUAACUCAGAAAAAAAUAUAAUUAGUCCAAGUUUGUUCACUCAAAUCCGCUUGUUUUUAUACGUUUAAAACUUUCAUUUUUAUAUUAUUAUUAUUAAAGGAUUUUGUUAACAUGA